Molecule: messenger RNA, 1629 nt
Organism: Fusarium coffeatum
Lineage: Eukaryota; Fungi; Ascomycota; Sordariomycetes; Hypocreales; Nectriaceae
Exons: 1
Coding region: 1-1629 (542 amino acids)
Molecular function (GO): protein binding
Source: RefSeq, a predicted model, not a curated record
AUGUCUCCUCCACAGCUUGCUUCAGGGUCACUCUAUCAGGAAUUCAGCAUUGACCCAGAUUCUAACAAAGAUCUUGAACCUGUCGACGUCCACAUGACAAUGACGUGUCAAGAUGGUACCGUUUUGUACGAAUCUGGAGACAACUGGAAUGACCUUCUUCAUACCAUCAUUCGCAACGACGAUGACAUAGCGCUCAAACAGUAUCUUAGCAUUAAGCCUUCCGCGGUCGGAAACGAGUGUUAUGAAGACCCGCCCUCUUGGUCUCCCUUUUAUAACGCAGCCGAAAGCGGAAGUCUCAAGGCGCUGCAGGUUCUUCUGGCCCACCAAGAAACGGUCACCAUCAGGCCUGGAUUUGUCAUUUAUAAAGAGCUCGGAUUUUGCCUGCUUAAUGAAGCUGCUAGACAUGGUCAUAUGGAAAUGGUGCAAUUCUUGCUUGACAACAAUGCCGAUAUCCACGAGCGCGACGACAGUGGCUACACGCCCCUAGCGGCUGCCGCUGACAGGUAUUCGGUAUACGACAAAAUGCGACCGUCCACCGAGAAAAGCACUGCUAUCAUGAAUUUGCUGCUAGAUCAGGGUGCUUCUGCCUCUGAUAUAGUUGAGCCUUGGUCACCGGAUAUGGGUGUCCGUGAUACAGUUCUAACGCUGGCUGUGCAAUGGGCAGGAACUGAGCUGGUCAAGAGACUUAUUCAAGACGGCGCUGAUAUUUAUUUCAAGCUAACAAGAGACCCUUUCAGAAUGGGAUGGACGAACGAGGAAAUGGAUGACGUUUCCAACGUUGCCUCGAUUUCUAUCGCAUCCUUUCACCUCAACCUCAAUGCAAUUAAGGUCCUACUUGGCGCUGGUGUCAACAUUACAGACACUGUAUCCGUUCGCGAUAGCACCGACAGUCUUCCACUCCACUGGGCAACUCGCAGCCACCGAAGGCGUGGAUGGAUGAACGUACCUUCAUCGGUGGUUGAACAAGAGACCGAAAGACUGAUCAGGGUUAUCGAGCUUCUGUCAGAAGCCCAUCCCGAGGCGGUCAAUAGCCAGGAUAUGGAUGGAAAUACGCCCUUGCACAUUGCUACCCAACAUCGUUUGCGACAACAUAAGCACUAUACCGCCGUUGUCGAACUACUUUGUACCAGAGGGGCAGCUGCAAGCAUACACAACAACAAGAAGGAGACUCCACUACACACCCUGCUAAGUGACCCCUUUGCCUCUUCAACUGUCGAUGUCAAAGCUAUAGACAUUCUGAUUGCCAAUGGCGCCUCUGUACUCGAUACCGACGAAGCUGGGAAUUCACCUCUACAUCAUGCAGCUAUGGAUGUGAAUCAUGCUGAUGUGAUUUCCGCAUUGCUUCAGCGCGGCGCUGAUGUUACUCUGAGAAAUGCGGCUCAGGACACAGCUCUUCACUUGGCUGGUUUGAGUCCCUUUCGUCGAUCUGCUUCACUUGACGAGAGGGAAAGGCUGCAGGAUAAUGUGAUGGCGAUACUAUCCAAGGCAGCUGGGCCUACGGGCGUAGAAAUGUUGAAUGGGGAGGGGAAGACGGCGCAGCAGCUAUGCCAAGAGCAAAGGAAGAUAAGAAGAGAUGAGGAAAUGGCGUGGCUGGCUAUUGAGAAGAGACGGGCGGCCCGUUUGAGGUAG